Messenger RNA from Spirodela intermedia, 4026 nucleotides. The record is from the annotation of a GenBank genome assembly. Lineage: Eukaryota; Viridiplantae; Streptophyta; Magnoliopsida; Alismatales; Araceae.
AUGGAAGACUCUCCGUCGUCCUUCACCGUCAGUAGCCCGAGGCGGACGCUGAGUCUGCUGAAGAGGGAGAGAAGGGCUGCGGCAUGGCCUCUGCCGGACCAGGAGAGGAAGGGCGCCGGCGCCGGCGCUCCGGUCGGUCCGAAGCCCUCCGAGGUCUACGGCUUCGUAGGUGCGAUCUCCACCGUCAUCGCCACAGGUGAACUGAUAAAGAUGAAGCAAAGGAUUGUUCAGAUUCUGAUGUGAUGCGGUGGGAAUCAUCUUGUCUGAAUUGGGUACAUCUUCUUUGGAUUAUGUAACUCGAUGCAGCCGUUUUCCUGGUGUGGGCUUACACUCCCGAGCCGUGGCUUCAUGCUUUGGGGAUCACCUACUAUCCUAGCAAGUGAGUCUUCUGCGCUUCUUUGUUCUAUUAUUUUUCUUUCUUUUCUUCGAGGUGUAGUUAAAUUCACAACUCGACAUCGCAUCUAUCAGUUAAGUCGCCAAAGGAAGUGAUGCCAGUGGUUUGACACCCAUGGGCAGAGGUAGAGUGGUUCAUUAUCGACAAUCGGAUCCUCUGUAACUCGAUAGCUUUAUCUGUUCCUCCUGUGAGUAAUGCUCGGUCUCGUGUUAACCAGCCCAGAAGCCAUCCCACUGAGCUCUGGAUCAUUCUUUUACGAGUUAAUUCUAAUAUACGUCGAGUACAUGUCUGAUUGAGCUAAAUAGAGCUACAAAUUAUUAAAUUGUGGGCAACUUGUAUUUAUCUACAUACGUAUCGAUCUGUAAAGAUAGAAUUUUUUUUCCCUGAAUUGUUUUUUUCAUUUUGGCAUGCCAUGAACCCUACCAAGAUGGGAUCCUCAGAUCUUGGUCAUGACUAAGUGAGACGGAAUUGAAAUUUCCAUUUCGGCCGACUACGAAUCUUUGUGCCUUGAUAAAGAGGAUAAUGUAGUGAAAUCUUCUGCUUUUUUGUCUAAAUUUCUUUGUAAAAGCAUCAAGGGAGCUGACUGAACUCAUAAAUUGAUUGUUGAGAAGUAUACCCAUUUACCAUUUUUUUUAAUUUAAAAAUCUGACGCAUUUCCUGAGAGGAGUUGAAAACAAUUCCAUCCUUCUAUAUUUACUCUAUAUCAGAUAAUUUUCUUACUGAUAUUACCACAUAAAAUAAUAAAAAUAAAUGACAUCGAAAUUCUGGGGCUCUAUAACUUCAAAUUAUGACUAGGAUUUUGAUGUCCAGGCUAGAACUACCCUGUUGUGGUGAAAUAUGAAAUGUAAUUCGAGAGGAACUUAAACAGCGAAGCUAAAGCGUUGCACCUUUUAAUGUUUUUUGUUGAACACAGUUUUUUCCCCUAAAUAAAUAAAGUUUAUUGGGUUUCUCUGGCAGUUUUUAAGAAUAUCCUAAAGAAAAAAGAUAUACUUCACUUCUAUUUUAUUAUAUCGUGAGAAUACUUUUUUCCUUGUCAUUCUCCGCUGCAAAAAUCAUUGUUUUGUAUUCGAAAUUGUGCUUCACGUCUGUUUCUCAUGCUGACAAUUGUUCUAUCAGGUUCUGGGCAUUGGCUGUUCCUGCUUAUGCUAUAGUGGCAAACAUCUUAGCCAUGGCAUUUUAUCUUGGAUUGAAUUUCGCCAGUACUCCUCCUCCAACUUCGUUUGCUACAUUAUUUGGUAAGCUCGUUAGCAUGUGAUCACAUUGAUGCAUUGUCAUACAGAGCACAGCAUGCAACGAAAUGAGAGCAUGCAGAUAAAAUCUCAGAAACAUUGUGUGAGAAUGCAAGUAGAGAGAGGAUGGGGGAUGCACAGUUAAUAAAUUUCUGGUUUAUGGUUCAGAUUAUUUUUCUAACCAGAGUAGGAAAAGGAAGUGAUACUUUGGUGAAAUACUAAAUUAAUACACGCUGCUUACGAGGGCCAGACAUUAACCAUGACUCCUAAAAUUCUGGGAAUACCCGGAGUAGUAGUUGCAGCAUCUUUCUGACUAAUUAAAAGAAAUCAAGAAUCUCUCUGAUUUUUUAUUUAAAAGUCAGCUAAGUAUCAGAAAAUGAUUCACGAGUCUCCUCUCUUCUUUUUGAAACUACAUGGCUUAUUUGCGCAAGUUAAUGAUUGGUUUAGUAUUUGUUACAAAGUGUUAUUUGGUCUAAUGUUUUGUGGAAAAGGAAAUGAUGAGUUUCACCUUUAGAUAGAAUAUUUAGUGAAUAGUAGCAUCCUAGGGUUAGAGUACCCAUAAAACAAGUAGAUUACUUAAUACUUUAGUCAUGUUUAGAAAUGCUUUGAAUAUCAAUGAAAGCACAAAUGAUGAUAAAUGGUUAGUGGUGAUCUUUUUUUUUCUUAUAAUAAAACAUGAAUAUACAAUGACGUCCGCUUAAGAGGCAUUCGUACCUCUUUAAGAACAAAGAUAAGAAGGAACCUCGCCUUAUGGAUAUCCACCAAUUCUCUCUAUCAAGAUUCUGUCAGCAUCCGACCCUGGCAUGUCGGCUUAGUUAUCCUGAUCACUCCUCAACGUUGACGUUUAGCUGCCCCAUGGUUAUAUCCAAGGAUCUUGUCAAAGAUCAAAUGGACUUCAUCCUCUCGAAAAGGAAGUCCAAGACAUGUAUGAAAUAUCUGAUACCUUACUUUGCCCAUCUAAUGUUCAUGUGCAACUGAACGUUAUUGGAGCCUAAGAACCAUAAUGUGCUUGCAGAAUUUAUCUCUGGAAGAUGUUGCGUAGAAACGAUAGCAUGCUUUGAAACACUUCCUAUUGUCUAAAGGAAGUAAUUGGUCCACCUGAUUAUCAUCUAGAAUCAGCUGUAUCGUACUUUGCUCCUGGUGUCAAGCAGUCAUCUUCAGUGGGUUCAAGAAGAUAAUUUUGUUUUUUUCAAACCUCCAUGGAAGGGUACGAAUGAUUAUAGAAAAAGAUUAAGUGGUCGAACUUGGUGCAUAUGCUUCUUUUUAUAAUUGUUUGAUGAACUGAGUGCUUAUGGAAAUUAUGACACAGCUGAUUGACCAUGUUUUGGGAUCCUUGAGCAGUCCAAAUCCGCUAUCUCCAGGGGUCCAAUUAUGUUCUGCUUAUGUUAUCUCAUUUAAUCUUAUUUUAUAUAUAAUCUUGGUUAAACAUUGUCGAAUGAGAUGUUGCUUUAUUACCUGUUAUUAUGAUUUUUUUCAUUGAAAGAGAGUAAUUACUGAGGCUGUAUAUAUCUGGGAGGCCCUAUGAAACAGCCCAGAUCACACAUUCAGUAAGUAGAAUAUCAUUGACAUCUAGACUUUCGUGAGCAUGGAAGGAGUGCUGCGAGGAGUGAAUGAAAGGUUAUCUAUGGAACAAACACGUAGCAAGAAUAGAGAAAGCUGCUUGCGACUCAAUUAGUUCUAAGCCUGAAAUUGUGUCAUCGUGAGACAAAUGCUGCAUUUUUUCUCAAUAUAAUGAAUUAGUGGGCGUGAUUUACAAAAAAAUGGGUACCAAGAUCAGCCUAACUUAGGAAUCCAAUGGAUCAUUUAGAUGUUCAUCAGAUGAAGCCCAUUUAAUUGUCAACGGGGUGGAGCCCAUUUAAUCAAACCCUCAUUUAAGAAAGUCUUCGGGAUAAAAUCCAUUUGAGGAUUCAUGGGAAUGAUCUCAAAUUAUUGUUCUUUCCAUCAGCGAGCUAAAUAUAAUCUCGCUUCAAAAUGGGUAGCCUAAAUCUGGUUGAAAAUCACUUGGUAGCUACUCUGCUUAGUGUGCUCGGUUGACUUGAUAGUGAGAGGUUGCUUAGGUUACUCUGCCGGAUCAAGCAUGAGUCAGACAAAAAAGAAUGAGGAAAAGAAAAGAAAAUAAAAUAAAAAAGUUGGCAUCUUACCCUAUCUUUUGAUCCAUAAAUACGAUGAUUAAUCGUUUCUUUUAGUAUUUUUUUAAUUUUUAUCAUGUGGGUUAAUGUAUUUUCCCUCGUUUGAUCCCUGACGAGGAAUUUGGUGGGUUUUCUUCGCUGCCUGGUAGAUGAGCACACCAGAGAACCCUCGGCAUUGGUUGCGUCAGAAGAUGGAGUGGAGAAGCCCAUCGAGCCGAUAUCUGACCUUAGCAUCGCCGAAGUCAACGAUCUGAUGUUUGGGAACAUAUCCUGA